GAGUAUUAAACAAAGGUUAUUCCUAUUAAGUCAGUGUCAAGUGUUCCUCUUCCGGCCGUAGCUUAGAAAUGAAAUCCAUCUUUGAUUUGCCAAUUUUCGUUUCUUGAUUCUCUCCGCCUUUUUAGCUAGCAAUCCAACUUUCUUAGAAUUCGAUCACCAGUCAACUACCUGUUCCCGUAGAAUAUUUCUCGGUAUUUACUGAUAUCCCACUCAAGUGCUUAUCCCUUCCACCUCUAAAAUCUUCAAAGCAAAUCUUGAUUCUUGCAGCAUUAAAUGAACGGAUAAUUAGUGAUUAAUCCCACAAAGUCAACGUUUUCUUUUUCUUUUUUCUUUCUCGGGCUUCCUCCGAAGUGGGAGACUGCUUGUGAUUCUGUGUUCAUCAAGAAUUAGCUCGCGAAGAAAAGAAUGAAGAAGAACCACUUUCUUUCGAGAGUGGUUGUGCUCAUAUUGAGUUUGUUAUUAAGCUUCAACAGGGCUGCUGUUUCAGCUCAUUCUGCAGUUGGGGAGCAGCCUUUAUCCAAGAUUGCAAUCCAUAAAGCCGUUCUUGCUCUGAGGGAUUCAGCCUCCAUUAAAGCCUCCCCUCUUGUUCUUGGACUCAAUGGUGAUAAUACUGGGUGGGCUGUUGUGGAAUUUGAGAAUGAUGAACCCUCAAAUGAUGAUUGGAUUGGGGUCUUUUCACCAGCAAAAUUCAAUGGAUCGGUUUGUUACGUGGAAAGCCACCCUAAAGACCAAUCUCCGCAUAUUUGUACUGCCCCAGUGAAGUACCAAUAUGCGAAUUACUCCAGUGCCGACUAUGCAAAGACUGGGAAAGCUUCAUUGAAGUUCCAGUUAAUAAAUCAGAGAGCAGAUUUCUCCUUUGCGUUGUUUGGAGGUGGAUUAUCAAAUCCAAAACUGGUGGCAGUAUCAAAUUCCAUAUCGUUUGUGAAUCCUAAAGCACCACUUUAUCCUCGCCUUGCUCAAGGAAAGUCUUGGAAUGAAAUGACAGUUACAUGGACAAGUGGCUAUAACAUAGAUGAAGCGGUUCCUUUUGUUGAGUGGGGUUGGAAGGGUCACCACAAGAUGCGGUCACCAGCAGGGACAUUAACAUUUCACAGAAACAGCAUGUGUGGUGCCCCUGCGCGCACAGUCGGUUGGCGUGAUCCUGGUUUCAUACACACAAGUUUCCUUAAAGAUUUGUGGCCAAAUACGGUAUACACUUACACGAUUGGUCACCUGUUAUCCAAUGGCUCCUGUGUUUGGGGCAAGACAUAUUCAUUCAGAUCAUCCCCAUAUCCAGGACAAGAUUCGUUGCAGCGUGUCAUAAUAUUUGGAGACAUGGGGAAGGCCGAGCGUGAUGGUUCAAAUGAGUACAGCAAUUAUCAGCCCGGCUCAUUGAAUACCACUGACCAACUCAUCAAUGAUCUCAAGAACAUCGACAUAGUUUUCCAUAUAGGAGACAUCACAUAUGCGAAUGGCUAUAUCUCACAAUGGGACCAAUUCACGGCACAGGUGGAACCCAUAGCAUCCACCGUGCCUUAUAUGAUAGCGAGUGGCAAUCAUGAGCGUGAUUGGCCUGGGACAGGAUCCUUUUAUGGCGGCACAGAUUCUGGUGGUGAGUGCGGUGUGCUGGCUGAGACCAUGUUCUAUGUUCCUGCCGAGAACAGAGCCAAAUUUUGGUAUUCAACAGAUUAUGGUAUGUUUCGCUUCUGCAUAGCGGACAGCGAGCAUGACUGGAGAGAAGGAACGGAGCAGUACAAGUUCAUCGAGCAUUGCCUCGCAUCAGUAGAUAGGAAAAAACAACCAUGGUUGAUAUUUUCUGCUCAUCGUGUCCUUGGUUAUUCGUCUGACAAGUAUUACGGCUUAGGAGGUUCGUUCGAAGAGCCCAUGGGCAGGGAGAGCUUGCAGAAGCUCUGGCAGAAGUAUAAGGUGGACAUUGCGUUCUACGGUCAUGUCCACAACUAUGAAAGGAGUUGCCCGAUUUAUCAGAAUCAGUGUGUGAAUUCCGAAAAAUCUCAUUACUCUGGCACCGUGAACGGGACAAUACAUGUGGUGGUCGGUGGAGCUGGAGCUCACUUGUCGGAGUACAGUCCAGUUAACACCAGCUGGAGUCUGUACAAGGAUUACGACUGGGGAUUCGUCAAGCUCACAGCAUUUAACCACUCCUCCCUCCUCUUCGAAUACAAGAAGAGCAGAGACGGAAAGGUUUACGAUUCUUUCACCAUCUCUAGGGACUACCGAGACGUGUUGGCCUGCGUGCACGACGGUUGCGAACCAACAACUUUGUUUUUUUGAAACAAAAAGAAUUCGCAGAGGGAGAAACAACAGGUUGACUUGUGGAAUGAGCAAUGAGCUUAUGGAAUAAGUAAAUUUAAACGUCCAACGAUCAAAAUCUUUGAUCGUGCAUAUCUAAGUACCAUUGUUUCUCAUUGCUCAUAGCAAGACUUUGACAACAUACAUAAUCGGGUCAUUAGAUGUCCCAAGGCCAAUGUAUCCAUCCUACUUCAUCCCUUAACCUUGAAUGUGUAUAUGCGCUUGUCAAGAAUGUGGUUUUGACGCUCAUAUCCUUUUGCAUUUAUGGAUUUGUCUUCUAUAUACGUAUGCGGUUACCGCUUGGAAGAA
Messenger RNA from Sesamum indicum (sesame), 2598 nucleotides. RefSeq names its product putative inactive purple acid phosphatase 27. NCBI's taxonomy places the organism in Eukaryota, Viridiplantae, Streptophyta, Magnoliopsida, Lamiales, Pedaliaceae. Gene Ontology annotation, molecular function: acid phosphatase activity; metal ion binding. The record is from RefSeq and is a predicted model, not a curated record.